ACUUUGCACAAAUGUUGAAUAUACCUGAUGACGAUUUCAAGUUUUCUAGCGGUUGGUUGUCCAGAUUUAAAAAGAGACAUGAGCUUAAACAAGUCAAAAAACAUGAAGAAUCUGCAUCAGCAGAUCAU
Molecule: messenger RNA, 128 nt
Organism: Acaulospora morrowiae
Lineage: Eukaryota; Fungi; Glomeromycota; Glomeromycetes; Diversisporales; Acaulosporaceae
Source: the annotation of a GenBank genome assembly